Candidozyma haemuli is the source of this 1092-nucleotide messenger RNA. RefSeq lists its product as uncharacterized. The record is from RefSeq and is a predicted model, not a curated record. NCBI's taxonomy places the organism in Eukaryota, Fungi, Ascomycota, Pichiomycetes, Serinales, Metschnikowiaceae. The transcript has a single exon. Bases 1 to 1092 code for a protein of 363 amino acids.
AUGCCAAUUACAAGUAGUAGUGUCGGAGAACCUGAAGUGUCUGCUCCUUCUGCUGGACAGCUUACGGAUCAACCAUUGGCUCCACCCCUGGAUCCACCCCUGGCUCCAUCUCUGAAUCAUCCUUCAUCUCAAUUUGAAGUUUCCAAUCGCUUCAAAGAGCGCUUUACCUCAGAAGAGUUAACAGAAAGCGGUAUGACUAUGAAGCAGGCUCGUGCUUGUGGUGAUGCGGCCAAUGAAAUUGGAAUGGUGAUGGAAAAAGCCGUGGUUAAACUUGAAGAGCUAGGCGUGUCACUGGCUAAGGCUAGCUGUAUCAAACAAGAGCUAAUUCAAUACCCUGUGGAUGCCAGUGAUUUACCAAAGCUCAAUAAAAAGGUUCAAUACCACUACAACAGAAUCUUGAACGUGGACUACUGGGCUAGCCAGUUAACGAACAACCCAAUGAACAUCUUGGAUGAUCGUCGAUUUGUCGCUGACUUUCAGGUUGAUGUGGAUAGGUGGAGGCCUCUACUUAACACUUUUGAGCUCCAGAUGCCAGCUUUCUUUGCAUUAGUAUUAUCUCUCUGCUUGUUUUACGGUAUUGUUGGCUUAAAAUCGCCAGACUCUAUGAACUGGAUCGAACGUACCAUCUGGCUUGUCUCUGUCUUGAUUGGUACAUUUAAUGUGAUCGUCGUCAUUUCAAAUAAGGGCAUCAGAAUAUGGCUUACAGAGGUCAUUGGUAAAUGGGAGUCAUUGUUGUUAAACUUUCUUGCCAAUGGCUAUCAAAGUUCUCCUAUCGUCGAUAGGAUGGAGCGGUUGAAUGACUUAAUGUAUAAUCAAAGCAAGCGCAUGGAUGAUGAAGACCCUCCUCGACGCGUGCAAGUCUUCAUCUGCCAACUGUUUUGUUUCAUUGGCUAUUUGGUCAAGUUUUCCGUCUACAGUGUUUGGUUAGGGCUUAGCAGUUUGUUGUGUGCUUUGAGGUAUAUCGCUGAACUAUCACCUGAAGACCCCCUUGGCGACAUCGAGAAGCAAGGGGGAAUAGCAGGUGCAGCGAACACGCCUCAGUCACAUCCAAACGUAACCAAAGAGGGGGUUGUUGUUUCUACUCAGCAAUAG